Oryzias latipes (Japanese medaka) is the source of this 6121-nucleotide messenger RNA. Its product is annotated as ankyrin repeat and IBR domain-containing protein 1. Gene Ontology annotation, biological process: protein ubiquitination. NCBI's taxonomy places the organism in Eukaryota, Metazoa, Chordata, Actinopteri, Beloniformes, Adrianichthyidae. Gene Ontology annotation, molecular function: zinc ion binding; protein binding; ubiquitin-protein transferase activity. The record is from RefSeq and is a predicted model, not a curated record.
AACCGUGUUGAGAGAAGAUAUAGCAGCACCGAGCGCUGUUUAGGAGAGUUGCCUCACUUAACGAGGACAAAAACACUGGAUUUUCUUUUUAAAAACCUCACAAGUGAUAGUUAUACCACACUGGCUGUUCCACGUUAGAGACAUGUGCAGUUAAUGACAUGCAGCACGCUGGCGUAUUUGACUUGAACAGCUUGAAAACGACUUAAAAGGCUGCUGUGUCUGUCCAGGCUUGAACUCCCCGCGUUGGGGACGAAAUGGGGAACACGGCCACCAAGUUCCGUAAGGCUCUCAUCAACGGGGAUGAACUGCUGGCCUGCCAACUGUAUGAGAGCAACCUGCAGUUCAAGGAGGCUCUGGAUCCCAACGCUACGUAUGGAGAGUCCUACCAGCACAACACUCCGCUGCACUAUGCUGCUAGACACGCCAUGAUACGCCUCAUCAGGCCAUUUCUCCUAAACAAAGAUGGCAAUCCUAACAAGCGGAAUGUGCACAAUGAGACGUCUUUGCACCUCCUCUGCAUGGGGCCCCUGAUCUUGACCCCCGAAGGGGCACUGCAACCGAGGAUCUUGCGGCCAUACGAAGAUGAACAGCGCAGAGCAGAAUGCCUCCAAAUUAUCCUUUCGUGGACAGGAGCAAAGUUGGAUCACGGACAAUAUGAAAGGGCCGAUGUCAAUGCCUCUGACAACAAGAAGAACACUUGCCUUCAUUAUGCUGCUGCCUCAGGCAUGACGACUUGUGUUGAGUUGCUUGUAGAGAGUGAGGCGGACCUGUUUGCAGAGAAUGAAAACCGCGAGACUCCAUGUGACUUUGCAGAAAAGCAGCACCACAAGGAGCUGGCCCUACGCCUGGAGUCGCAGAUGGUCUUCUCCCUCAGCCCUGAGGCGGAGGACAUAGAAGCCGAGUACGCAGCCCUAGACCGAAGAGAGCCCUAUGAAGGCUUGCGGCCUCAGGAUCUGCGGAGACUAAAGGACAUGCUGAUAGUGGAGACAGCUGACAUGUUGCAGGCCCCGCUUUUCACUGCCGAAGCUCUGCUCCGCGCUCAUGAUUGGGACAGAGAGAAGCUCUUGGAGGCGUGGAUGAAAAACGCAGAGGAGUGCUGCCAACGCUCAGGGGUCCAGAUGCCCAAUCCACCUCCAAGCGGCUACAACGCGUGGGACACUUUACCCUCACCCCGGACUCCGCGCACAAACCGCUCCUCCAUCACCUCCCCGGACCAAAUAAGUCUCCUGCCUGCAGAUGACGAGUCUUCUCUGUGUGGGAUCUGCAUGUCUUCCAUCUCCGUUUUCGAGGAACCCGUUGAUAUGUCCUGUGGCCACGAGUUUUGCCGAUCAUGCUGGGAAGGAUUUCUAAACUUAAAAAUUCAAGAAGGAGAAGCCCACAACAUUUUUUGCCCUGCCUACGAUUGUUACCAGCUUGUGCCAGUGGAAGUCAUCGAGAGUGUGGUGUCCAGAGAGAUGGACAAGCGCUAUCUCCAGUUUGAUAUUAAGGCCUUUGUUGAAAACAAUCCGGCAAUCCGUUGGUGUCCUGUGGCUGGAUGUGAGCGAGCUGUGCGAUUAAACAACCAGGGGGCCGGAACGGCUACCGGGGACUCGCUAAGCUUUCCAAUGCUCCGGGCUCCGGCUGUGGAUUGUGGGAAGGGUCACCUCUUCUGCUGGGAAUGUCAGGGUGAAGCCCAUGAGCCGUGUGACUGUCAGACAUGGAAGUUGUGGCUGCAGAAAGUCACAGACAUGAAACCUGAGGAAUUGGCCGGUGUGAGCGAAGCAUAUGAGGACGCGGCUAACUGCUUAUGGUUGCUCACCAACUCCAAACCCUGUGCCAACUGCAAGUCUCCAAUCCAGAAAAAUGAGGGCUGCAAUCAUAUGCAGUGUGCUAAGUGUAAGUAUGACUUUUGCUGGAUCUGCAUGGAGGAGUGGAAAAAGCACAGCUCCUCAACAGGAGGCUACUACCGCUGCACACGCUAUGAAGUCAUUCAGCAGGUGGAGGAGCAGUCCAAGGAGAUGACAGAAGAGGCUGAGAAGAAGCACAAGAGCUUCCAGGAGCUUGACCGAUUUAUGCACUACUACACGCGCUUCAAGAACCACGAGCACAGCUAUCAGCUAGAACAUCACCUGUUGAAAACAGCCAAAGAGAAGAUGGAACAACUCAGUCGAGCCCUCAGAGGAAGAGAAGGAGGCCCACCUGACACUACAUUUAUAGAAGAUGCAGUCCUUGAACUGCUAAAGACUCGCCGCAUACUCAAGUGCUCUUAUCCUUAUGGGUUUUUUCUGGAGCCAAAAAGCACGAAGAAGGAGAUCUACGAACUUAUGCAGACGGACUUGGAAAUGGUGACAGAGGACCUGGCGCAAAAGGUUAACCGGCCAUACCUGCGGACGCCACGCCACAAGAUCAUUCGCGCUGCUUGUCUUGUGCAGCAGAAGAGACAGGAAUUCCUGACCUCAGUUGCCAGAGGAGUAGCUCCCAAUGACUCUCCUGAGGUUGUCAGGCGCAGUUUUGCUGGCGGAACGUGGGACUGGGAAUAUUUAGGCUUUGCAUCACCUGAGGAGUAUGCAGAGUUCCAGUAUAGACGAAGACAUCGGCAGCGGAGACGAGGCGACAUGUCAAGUAUCCGUAGCAACACACCUGAUCCCGAUGACCUCAGUGACAGCACUUUGGAUCCACAGGAUGUUGGCGGUGGACGCAGAGAAGGUCCUCUAAUGGGUCUUGGUUCCUUGGAUGAGGAUGACCCUAACAUUUUAUUGGCUAUCCAGCUGUCACUCCAGGAUUCUGGGAUGGCAGGUAGUGGGUCCAACCAUGAUGUCCUCACCAGCGAAAUCUCCCUUGGGGCAAUUGGAAGCUCCCUGCCUUCUAGGCUUGAGCAGACCACUCCGGAUGUUGGCGUUCCUCCCAGAGCUUCCCGGAGCAGCUCAGAACUGCUCGAGCUGGAAGAUAAGUUGGUUAGAGUCGGCAAUAUCGGCAACCAGCACUCCACUGCCACAGGUGCUCCCUUUUCCGUGCAACACUAUGAAGGUCACAGCUGGGCAUCCAGUGCGUCUGUGCAAUUACCAGUGGCUCCAGGCAACCCUUCCACAACACGUCUCUUCCCUUCUUCCACUGACACAGCUCACUCAAAGCCACGCAGCGUCCAUGGGCCAUCCUCGUCUUCUGCAUCAGCAACCAAUGCUAACCUUCUUGGUAAUAUCAUGGCAUGGUUCCACGACAUUAACCCCCAAGGUAUCACCCUGGUACCCCCGGUGUCCUGUGACGCAGAUUUAAACGUGGGCCCACACCAGACAUCAGCGGCGGGAUGUGCGCACGAGGAUGUGAAUGCCAGUGCAGUCGCCCUCUCUGAAAACAGGAACCCCGAGGAGACCCCGGCAGAUGUGGCCCUCAACUCCCAGAGACUGGGUUGUGCAGAAGAGGAACGUGGCGUCGCAGAGAGGCCGACUCAGUUAGAUCUGGUGGGGCUGGGCACCAUGCCCACAGGAGCUCUCCACACAAAUGCAGAGCCGGCUGAGAGCACAUGCUCAAAGUCCUGCCGUGUGGACACUCCACUACGUGACUCUGUGUCCGACCAGCUGCCGAGCAGCAGCUCCUCUGAGUGGGAGGAGCAAGUGCACUUGGUAUGAUGUGCUCGGCUGAAGUUUUAGAGAGCUUUUUUGAAAGGCCAAAAAAAACCCACUAAAUUGCCAACUAGGUUUGAAGAACAUUUAAGAAGUAGCUCUUCAGGUGGAAUGUAGGUAGAAUAGAAAAUCUGUCUGUCAUACUGUGCUAGUAAGUAGGGAAAGAAUUCUUUAGGCCUUUUAAUUUCAUUGCAGGCACUAAGCCCGACAGUAUAAUCAGGUGGGUUUGUGCUUUUCUGGUAUUGUCAGCGUUUCUCGCUGCCAGGCAUUUUUGCGAUGAAAGCACUAACCCCAGAGAUCACAUUAUUUUCAGAGUUUCCUUAGAAGAAUCCUAUACUGAUGAGUACAAGCAGCCUUUUCUAAACCUGCGUUUAAAGAAGAGACAACAUUUAUUGAGUCCGGCUGUUGUUUAUUUUUUGCCACUGGAGGAAAAACCUACUGUUUUCUUGGAUUUAAGUGUCAAGACGACAGAAAACUCUGCAUAUCUGCUCAGCUUGGUCCAGGUGUCAAACAUUGACUUGCAAACGUACACUUGCAGUCAUCGAGUGGAUUCUUCUAAAACCGUGCCUGCUCAUAACAAUCUCAGUGACUCAGCUAAAUUUAAAUGUAAACAUUUUGAGCCAUAUAAUGAGAAAUCACAGCAAGUGAUAUUGUCAGAUCCUGCUCGCUGACAGCUGGAGCGAGCUGUUUAAUUUAAUUUAAGUUUUAAGAAAAUGUCAAAAGAUGUGUUUUUAUGUGAGACAUUCAGAAAAAAAAAUUGACUUUUUAAUGAAUAUUUUUAAGAAGAAAUGUAAAAAGGUCCUCGGAGCUUCAAAAGUUUCAUACGCUGACUGACCCAGAGGGACUGCACAGUCAGAUGCACCCAACACUGCCAUGUACUUUGAAUUCAGCUCGUCUUUAAGUAAUGUUUAAAGUGAAUGUAAAGUGUGACAGACGGGCGUAGUCUUGUUUGAUGCACUGCAGGGCAGGCCGGUCAAAAUGAUAACCAGGCAAUCACCUCCAGGCUUGAGUGAAUGAAGAAAUAAAUCAAGCUGAAGUUACAGUAAUUUAUCUCUGGGUAAUAAUGAACAAAGCUGUCGUAGAUCUCUGCUGCAGCCCCAGAGAGGGUUGGGGGCUCUGCGUGCACAACAUCCCAAUGUGUGCUUGUUUGCAACAAGGGAAGUUUGUCUUUAAAGCAGUCAAAAAUAUAGUGCCUUUGUAUCAGUUCUUUUUUUUUUUUUUUUGUCCUAUACAUUUCUGAUAAUAGUAUAAAAACACAUUUUCACCUAGUUUAUUUUGUUCACAUAACUUUGUAACACAAACUUUGAGGUUGUUUUUUGUCUCACCCUUGAAAUAAUGUCUGAAAUUGUUGUAGCAUGAUGGGUUUUUGUUUUUUUUGUCGAUUGUUGUGACUUCAUGCCAAUGGAAAGCAUUUCUGUUAUGGGUGAAAAUAGUUUGAGGUCAAUGUCCUAUUUGCAGAAAGGGCUUUAUGCCAAGUGCGUUUUUGAGAGAAGAUCACUUUCAUCUGGUGUCUCCAAAAUGUGUUUAAACAAUUUUAAAAAUGAAAUGAUUCACAUGAAAAACAAAAGCUACUGAUCCUUACAGUCAGGUAAACACAACUUCAGAUCAGAAACUCCAAAUAUUUCAAUGCCAGUAUUUAUUUAACAAAUGCCUGCAUCAAAUGCAGAGACACAAAGUGACAAACAAAACCCUAAAAACAAGGGCUUUAAUUAAAAGAUGCCCUGAUUUAGUUCAUCGUAUUCUUAAAAUGAGAGAUUUGGCACUUUACUUGUUGGAGCCUUUUUAAGAUAAAGCCAAGAAGGGGUUUUAGGCCAUUCCAAGCCCUUUUGGGUUUGUUUUUUAUUCAGUGAUUGACAAAUAAAUAAAAAAAAUGAAGGCAGUUGACAUUUUUCUUUGGGGUUAAAUAUGACAGCAGAUUCCCCCUGAAGUCAGAAACGAUGGUUGCCUAAUUGUCGUCUUCACGUCUUCGUCUAGAUGAAGUUUGAAUUGACAGAAGCUGUACUGUUUCACACGUGACUACUGCGUUUGCACCUGAAGACACUACAAUUAUUAAAAGUUGCAAUACGGGAUGAGUGUUUGAAAACUCUGGAAGUACGAUCACUCGGACCCUUUUGUACAGACUUGUGUAUCAUUUGAGUAAAUAGCGUUUAUCCCAGAUUUAAACAAUAAACCUGAAGACAAGUGAGGGCUUUGUCGCGUGUCUUGGAGUUGUCAAGCUGUGCCAUAUGGAUAAUGAAAUUAACUGUUGUGUUAUUGUGUGUACGUGACAGAACCUGUUUGUGUAACAUUUUCUUGUGCACGAAAUAGGUACAAGUCUGAAUGGCAUUUCUACUUUCACCUCUAACGUUCAGGUGAUUUAUUUUCAAGUGGCAUACCUUUUUGUAACUCAUUCAAAUUUUCUAUUGUAAAGCAACUAAUCCUUGAGAUGCUAUUUGCACUUUCAUAGUCUAUACUUGAUACAUUCCCUCUUUAUAUGAAAACUGUUUGGUGUGUGAUGCCAAUAAACCUUGUGUUGAAUUUUA